CAUCGAUAUUCAUGAAAGACCAUUCUCCCUUAGAGACAGAUGAACUGAGCACCCAGGCUCUUGCCGUAGUAUAUGAGCAGAGCACUUUGCGUUAGAUGAGGCGAGAGUGUAAGAAAGUGUAAUGAAUGAUCGUCACGAGGCCACAAUAUCAAUGCAGUCCGAUAUUGGUCAUGUCGCCUUAAAGUCAUACAACAUACAGACCGAACAUGGGUACACCGACAUAUGCACAAUGUGCUCGUUGAUUCUGCCGGUGACUCAGUCCCCGCUUGCACAAAACACCAACCACCGACCGGGACAGGAAGGCUCCAGACGGAUUGUAAGCUGCGCCGGAGCAACGCAACAGGAGGCUUAGAUCAUCACUGCAGGUAAAGAAGCAGUCAGGCUCGCUGGAAACUGGCAAGGCUCUCUCACAGUCAGCUGAGCUGUGUUUGAAUAGCACCGUGAAUCUAUUAUAGUUCCGG
Molecule: messenger RNA, 461 nt
Organism: Aspergillus ibericus CBS 121593
Lineage: Eukaryota; Fungi; Ascomycota; Eurotiomycetes; Eurotiales; Aspergillaceae
Exons: 2
Coding region: 122-352 (76 amino acids)
Source: RefSeq, a predicted model, not a curated record